Molecule: messenger RNA, 1357 nt
Organism: Lactuca sativa (garden lettuce)
Lineage: Eukaryota; Viridiplantae; Streptophyta; Magnoliopsida; Asterales; Asteraceae
Source: RefSeq, a predicted model, not a curated record
CGAGUCCAACACGAGUCAUCUAAUGACGUAAAGAGUCCUCCCUGCAUACUUCUUUCAAUUCAAGAUUCUGUUUUUCUUUUCAAAUUCAAGAACAAUCUUUAUCUUUAUCCGAUUAUAUAUUCAUGAAACAAUCGUUUCAAUUCAAAUUUCUGUUUCUCUGUUUUUCAUUGGAUUCAUCUCGAAUUUCUCAAUGCAACCAAUCGCGCUCAUACUUCCUUCAAUUCAGGCGCCAACUGGAAUGUGCAAAUUUGACAACGAAGACGACACAAAAUUCUGAAACUUCUCUCUCUGGCUUUCGAGAAAAAAUGUCCACCGGAAAUCACAGAAGGAUUUCCCCAGAAGAAGUUCAGAAUGUAAAAAAUCAAAUAGAACAAUGUCUAUGGAAUUACAUGAACAAGAAACAAGCGAUGGAUAUUCUCUAUCAGAAACAAAACAUCGAACCUAUCUUUACAAAGCUUGUUUGGGAGAGGCUUGAAGAAGAAAAUCAAGAAUUCUUCAAGAUUUACUAUCUGAAGUUAGCGUUGAAAAAUCAAAUAACGCAAUUUAACGAUCUGCUUUAUCAACAAGCUGUAGCUGAUUCAAAUCAAGCGAAUAACCCACAUGGAGUUGCGUGUAAUGGAUCUCAUUUACAUGGAAGUAAUUUCGGUUUCCAUCAAGGAGUGAAUCAUAAUAAUGUGCCGGAAAAUGUUGCCGUGAAGGCGGAGAACAUGCAGCAGUACAAUUUUCCGGCGGUGGUGCAGGGCGGGUUUAAUGGUGGUGGACCGUUUGUACAGUCGGUGAUGCAAAAUGGUCCGGUGAAUAUGGCGGUGGGUACUCAGAAUGGGAAUGGGGUUGCAGUCGGUGGGCCUGGGUAUUUUGGUAAUUCGAGGUUUUUCUAUCAGGCGACUCAUGUCAAUGGCAAUGGCAAUGGAAUGGAAUCACAUCAUGACGUUUCAUCAUUCGGAAACAAUGGCAAUGGAAUGGAAUCACAUCAUGACGUUUCAUCAUUCGGAAACGCGGAUUCCAUUCCGGUUUCAUAUCGGUUAAAUGGAACAGUUAUGGAUGAGGCUCAUUCAUCUCAUCAACUUUUGCGACAAUUUGGUCAACCGGAAUCGAGAGGAGAAAACAGCAGAGUUGGCAAUAUAUCAAGAAACUUUGAUUUUCAGAAUUUUGGGAGAGAUUCGUAGAACAAUAAGAGUCAAUAAACUAAGGUGGUCAAUUGUAAAUACUAAAUACAAAUCUUUGUAAAUAGUAAUGGAAGGAAAGGAUUAUGCGUUUCAAGUAUUGUAGAUAUAACGAGAUCAAAGACUUUGUAAUCAUUGUUUGGUACUUGACAUUACAAUAAAAAUAAAAUCGUUACGAAAGUUAGAAAAUCUAA